AUGGUCACGGAAACCUGGCUGAGCACGGAAAUCGCGGAUGCCGAGAUUGCGUUACCUGGCAUGAGUUCCUUACCAAAAGAUCGGCCUAGCAGAGGAGGCGGAGUGCUUUUGUAUUAUCGAUCCGACCUACAUGUUGAGAUCAUUGAUGACUCAGAAGCAAACAUCAACGAUUCUCUUUGGUGUCGUAUGCACCUGAGACGUGGCGAUGUGUGUUUGCUAGCAAUAGUUUACCGUCCUCCAAUGUCUACCUUGGAAAUGGAUCAAGGCCUUGCUGCUGCGAUGAAACGAGUAUUGACACGUCCACACAGUCACUUUCUUCUGGUGGGGGACUUCAGUCUGCACGCACUCGAAGUUCCAGCAUCGCCCAGCGAACAGUUCAAGGCUGAUUUGCAAGAACUGAUUACCGAUGUACCACUGUAUAACAAUGUCACCUCCCCCACUCGUUUCAGAACGGGUGACACCCCCCUCUGUCUUGGACCUUGUGAUCACCAACGAGGAACAAAUGAUUGA
This is a messenger RNA of Dicrocoelium dendriticum, 510 nucleotides long. NCBI's taxonomy places the organism in Eukaryota, Metazoa, Platyhelminthes, Trematoda, Plagiorchiida, Dicrocoeliidae. The record is from the annotation of a GenBank genome assembly.